CUAGAACAAGCGAUGCACGUCACAUACAAUGGAUGGGGGCAAAAUGUUCAGCCGGUGGCCAGGGAGGGGAGGGAGUCCGGUCUCUCUACGCUACGCUACGCUACAUCUGCUGUGCCGUGGUGGGCUGUGACAGCUGUGGUACCAGCCGCACUCCGUCGAGAUGAAUCCACCGGAAGACGUUCCGUUGAAGCUUCAUUCAUUCAACCAUUCGACAAACCAUAAUAGCUUUCUUUAUCAACAGGCAGCAGACAGGCAAACAAACCACCGCAACCCUCGCCCCACUCACACACACACACACAGGUAGACAUGGAGCGUCUCCCUCCUGCGAUUUCAUUCAUCCAUCCAUUCAUCGCUGCUGCCGAAUUAUCUUACAGGCCGGCACCGCACACACAUACCAUGCUGCGCAUGCAAUAGCUAGUUACAGUGCUGCUUAGGAACAGGCAGGCACCAGAAGAAGGCUUCAUGACCUCUCUCUCUCCUCAAGCAAAGAUAGACAGGAGGGCAGGGCGAAUGAGAUGGGUUGAGAAGAAUGGGAGGGAGGGGCAUCUCUCCCCUCAGCCAGCCAGCCUGUCAGUCGAGCUAGUUGUUGGCCGCCGGAAUGACGCCCCGCUGCUCCAGCUCGUCCAAAAUGAUCUGAAGCCCCCGCAUCCAAACACACACACAUUCACACACAUACUCUGCGGGUCUGUAUGGAUGGCUGUCUACCCUACUCGACGCACCUGCACAAGCUCCUUCACGGAGUGCACGUCAGUCCGCAGGUCCAGCUCGGGCUUCUCGGGCGCCUCGAAUGGGUCAUCGAUGCCUGUGAAGCCCUUGAUCUCCCCACUGCGUGCCUUCUUGUACAGACCCUUCGGAUCGCGACGCUCAGCCUCCUGGACGGACGGACCAACGAGUGACAUGUAUGCCACACACAAACAGAGAGAGCCACGCACACACCCUUUCAGACGACUGACUGUGCUGUUGGCGAUGGCGUGGUGUGUGGGGUAGGUACCAGGUACCUCUAGUGUGCAGUUGAUGUGGGCCUCGAUGAAGGUGAGUCCGGCCUUGUCGUGCAGCUCCCGCACCUUGGCACGGUCAUCCUUGUAGGGCGAGAUGAAAGACGUCGUCACAACCAUUCCUUGAAAGGCACACCACACACAACACACACACAUGUAUAUGCAAAUCGCCGCAUUUUCGCCUCUUGGGGCCCACCGGCGUCAUUGAAGAGCUUGGCGACUUCGCCGAUCCUGCGGAUGUUCUCAGCACGGUCGGCUGCCGAGAAGCCGAGGUUCUUGUUGAGGCCGAAGCGGAUGUUGUCGCCGUCGAGCCGAUAGGCGUGUAUGCGCCUCUGGAUGAGCACCUGCUCCAGCGCCACGGCUACGGUGCUCUUGCCAGCACCGCUGACGCCUGUCAUCCAGAUGGUCGCGCCUUUGUGACCCAUCAGCGCCUCCCUGCCACGACAGGCAGACAGACAGACACUCGUGUGUCAGUCAGACUGAUGGGCACAAGACUUCGUUCUCUGUGGGCUCUCAGCGCUUGCCUUUCGUCUCGAGAGACGGUUCCAUCGUGCCAUGUGAUGUUGGUGGCUGCUCACACACACAGACGAAGGACAACACACACAAUGAGUUGUUUGGCAGGUGUCCUUCUGCCUGAUUCCCUCCCUCCCUGCCUGCCUCCCUCCCUCCCUCCCUACCCUUUUCGAGUUGGGGCGAGCCUGGGUUUGGGCUGGCGGCCGUCGAUGAGGCGCCCGUGGAGGAGCUCGUGCUGCUGCCCUGAGUCAUGGCCCCAACUAUCCAAUCCACCACUUCUGCCCGGGGUGGCACGUUCUCGGCCUCAACCCAACGAGGGAUUGGCAAAGCCCUUUCUCAG
Messenger RNA from Vitrella brassicaformis, 1848 nucleotides. NCBI's taxonomy places the organism in Eukaryota, Vitrellaceae. The record is from the annotation of a GenBank genome assembly.